Messenger RNA from Nannizzia gypsea CBS 118893, 1380 nucleotides. RefSeq lists its product as hypothetical. Gene Ontology annotation, biological process: regulation of DNA-templated transcription. The transcript has a single exon. Gene Ontology annotation, molecular function: zinc ion binding; DNA-binding transcription factor activity, RNA polymerase II-specific. The record is from RefSeq and is a predicted model, not a curated record. Bases 1 to 1380 code for a protein of 459 amino acids. Lineage: Eukaryota; Fungi; Ascomycota; Eurotiomycetes; Onygenales; Arthrodermataceae.
AUGAGCAGCACUAACAUCACGCCGCCACUGCGUGCAUCUUGCGAUCGGUGUCGGGCCCAGAAGCUGCGGUGCGUACCAUCAUCGACUUCAGACGCCACAGCGCCGUGCCAGCGAUGCUUGAGAGCGAAGUCGCCAAAGUCAUGCAUAUUUAGCCAGCGCCUGCGGACGGGACGGUCCGUGAAGACUGGGGCCGUAGAUUCACGCCAGGGAGCCACACGCAGAGAGAAAGAAAAGUCGCCUGGGCUGCCAGGGAUGAGUGCCUUUGCGCUAUCCACGCCGCCGCCUUCAGAAUGCGCAGCCGUCGGGAAACAGAAAAAGACAAAUCAGGCGCAUCGUACGCUCUCAAAGCCGUCUCGCAGCAAGGGGCAGCCGAACGGAAUGGACCAUGGGUGUGGGGGCGUUAUAUUGCCGCCGGCCACCACAGCAAAGGAGCCCCUGGAUACGCCGGUAGAGCUCUGGGAUCACGUCGGCAGCAACAAUUCAAUAAUGCAGCCUGCUGAUUUCAUCUUUGACGCAGAUGAGUUCACCGGCUCGCCGGAAAUGAUAUCAGACUAUAACUUUGACGCCAAUGCGUAUCUAGACGUUCAGGAUUUCAUGCCCCCCUUGCCGUACCCUACACCUGCCGGCCUGGAGAUGGAAAUGGAUAUGCUGAUGGCCGAGAAGCCAGGCCCUCUAGUCGACCUAACAACAUUGCUAGCGAAGAUGUCACAUUAUGAGGGCCAGCUGUCGAAGUUACCGGGUGGUGAUCUAGACAACUAUCCCAUUGGCGACGCGCUCUUCCUUUCCCAGCGCUUUUUCACAGUGCUAUCCGAACAUGACCAAGACUCGGUUAAUUUGAUAGGAACCACUUCGCAUCUUGAUAUGCCUACAAAACUGCUCACCUUAUCCUGCUAUAUGACCUUAACUCGCAUAUUUAUAUCCGUAUUUGGAUACCUCCACGAGCGGCUCUGCCAGCUUCCAGAAGCAAAUUUCCAGCAUGACGGAAUGGGGCAUUCAAGCCCAUCCUUGACAGAUAUGCAUGCCUACCGCGGUCUUCGUCUAGGUCAGAUUCAACCGAUUUGUGCAUGUGCUGGAAGGGAGUCCGCUACUCGGGUGAAGAAAGCAGUAUCAAUGUUGCUAGCGUCUCUGGGCGGUGCUGAAGGGGUAUUGGGUCUGCCACCAGACGUGAGAGUGAUCCCCGAUGUGCGCGCAGAUACCCAUACAGGCCGAGGAAUAUCUACAUCACCGGAGCAAGGUGACGAGAUGAUGGUGCUUGAAGAUGGCUUGCUUGUUGAGCUGACGAAUAGCCGCCUGCACAAGGUAGUCGGAGAACAGGCGAGGGAGCUGCGAGAGAAAGUAGACGAAGUGUACGACGUUUUAAAAGGGUUAUUGGAGCUAUAA